CCCUAUAAGUAGCACUCACACCAUGGCUAGCUAGCUCUGUGCUUCCCCAGCUGCCGACCUCGUUCACAAAGAGAGAAGGACACCGGAGACAUCCCAGCCAAUUAAGGGUCAGCCAUGGCGGCCGGCGGCGAGGUGUCCAUGUGCACGCCGGCGUUCGCGCGGCGGGUGGUGCAGAGCCGGUGGUUCGUGGUGUUCGCGUCGAUGGUGGUGAUGGCGGCGUCCGGGUCCACCUACAUCUUCGCGCUCUACUCCAAGGUGCUCCGCUCCAAGCUGGGCUACAACCAGGAGACGCUCAACAAGCUCUCCUUCUUCAAGGACCUCGGCACCAAUGUCGGCAUCAUCUCCGGGCUGGUGCAGCAGGUGGCGCCGACGUGGGCCGUGCUGCUCAUCGGCGCCGCCAUGAACCUGGCGGGCUACCUCAUGAUCUACCUCGCGCUCACGGGCCGCACGGCGGAGCCGCCCGUCUGGCUCAUGUGCUUCUACAUCUGCUUCGGCGCCAACGCGCUCACCUUCUCCAACACCGGCGCGCUCGUCGCCUGCGUCAAGAACUUCCCGGAGAGCCGCGGCAUCGUCAUCGGCCUGCUCAAGUCCUUCGUCGGCCUCAGCGGCGCCAUCUACACGCAGCUCUACCUCGCCAUCUACGGCGACGACGCCGCCUCGCUCGUGCUCCUCGUCGCCUGGCUCCCCGCCGCCUUUGACAUCCUCACCGUCUACACCAUCCGCGUCCUGCCCUACACCCGCCGCCGCGACGGCGAGGGCGCCUACAACACGCCCUUCUACCACUUCCUCUACCUCUCCCUCGUCCUCGCCGCCUACCUCCUCGUCAUGAUCGUCGUGCAGAAGCAGGUGCACUUCUCCCACGCCGCCUACGUCGUCACCUCGACGGCGCUGCUCAUCAUCCUCUUCAGCCCCGUCGGCGUCGUCGUCAGGGAGGAGUACAAGGCCGUCUCCCAGCUCGAGGAGUCGCUGCAGCAGCCGCCGGCCAUCGCCGUCGAAGAACCAAAGGCGACCGCCGAUGCCAAGAAGGAGGACGAGCCAUCGCCGCCCUUGUGCGGCGGCGGCGGCAUGGGCGGCUGCAUCACCAACAUGUUCAAGCCGCCGGCGCUCGGGGAGGACUACUCCAUCAUGCAGGCGCUGGUCAGCGUGGAGAUGCUGGUGCUGUUCGUCAUCUCCGUGUUCGGCAUCGGCGGCACGCUGACGGCGAUCGACAACAUGGCGCAGAUCGGCCAGUCGCUGGGGUACCCGGCCAAGAGCAUCAACACCUUCGUCUCCCUCAUCAGCAUCUGGAACUACGCCGGCCGCGCGGGCGCUGGCUACAUCUCGGAGUUCCUCCUCGCCCGGUACCGGUUCCCGCGGCCGCUGGUGCUCACCGUCGUGCUCCUCGUCUCCUGCAUCGGCCACCUCUUCAUCGCCUUCGGCGUGCCGCAGUCGCUCUACGCCGCGUCGGUGAUCAUCGGCUUCUGCUUCGGCGCGCAGUGGCCGCUGCUCUUCGCCAUUAUCUCCGAGGUGUUCGGGCUCAAGUACUACUCGUCGCUCUUCAACUUCGGCUCCGCCGCUAGCCCCGCCGGCGCCUACAUGCUCAACGUCGUCAUCACCGGCCGCAUGUACGACGCCGAGGCCACCAGGCAGCACGGCGGCGUGGCCGCCGUCGGGGACAAGGUCUGCAAGGGGGUGGUGUGCUUCAAGCGCCCCUUCAUCAUCAUAACCGCCGUCACGUUCGCCGGCGCGCUCGUGUCGCUGGUGCUGGUGUGGAGGACCAGGAACUUCUACAGGGGUGACAUCUACGCCAAGUUCAAGGUGGCGCCGGCGGCAACGACCGCUGACGCUGAUGGAAGCAGCAGCAACGGCAGCGUCGAGAUGGUGCAGGGGACGGAGGAGAAGAGCGAGAGGAAGAAAGAGGUGGUCAAUGAGGACUUGUACUAGCUUCAUUCACUGGAGUAUAGCACUGUUUGGAGGAGAUCAGGAGAGGAUGGGGGAGUUGGGGAAUCAGUGUAAUUGUGAAUCUGUCCACACCACCUGUGUUUUUAUCCAGUCUGUUUGCCUGUGCUGUUACACUUAAUGAGGUGCAGAAGUUCUGGGCAUCCAGACAAACCUGUAGGCAUCGUCGACACCAGAAAUUCGGACUUGUGCUCACUUUUGUCUUCUGUUCCAGUAUUCAGUUCACACCAAAACUAUCUCGAGAUUCUUUGGUCAGUCUGCACA
Molecule: messenger RNA, 2202 nt
Organism: Panicum virgatum (switchgrass)
Lineage: Eukaryota; Viridiplantae; Streptophyta; Magnoliopsida; Poales; Poaceae
Exons: 1
Coding region: 115-1923 (602 amino acids)
Cellular component (GO): membrane
Source: RefSeq, a predicted model, not a curated record